Messenger RNA from Nicotiana attenuata, 417 nucleotides. RefSeq lists its product as uncharacterized. The record is from RefSeq and is a predicted model, not a curated record. Lineage: Eukaryota; Viridiplantae; Streptophyta; Magnoliopsida; Solanales; Solanaceae. The coding region runs from base 1 to 417 and encodes 138 amino acids. Gene Ontology annotation, molecular function: nucleic acid binding. The transcript is spliced from 2 exons.
AUGAUUGAUAACAAAAGGCAUUGGCACGACAAGCUACCAUUUGCUCUCCUUGGAUAUCGCACUACAGUCAGAACAUCAACAGGGGCAACGCCUUAUCUUCUGGUCUAUGGAACUGAAGCUGUAUUACCCGCGAAAGUUGAAAUACCAUCUUUGAGGGUCAUCCAGGAAGCCGAGUUGAGCAAUGCAGAAUGGGUGAAGAAUCGGUAUGAACAACUAAUGCUUAUUGAUGAGAAGAGAAUGACUGCACGCAUAUUCCCGCACCAAAAUGAAGCUAAAGGAAUGUUUGCACCAAAUUGGAAAGGUCCGUACAUGGUGCAUCGAGUAUUGACCGGAGGAGCACUGAUUCUAGCAGAAACGGAUGGUGAAGUAUGGCCCAAGCCCAUCAAUGCAGAUGCAGUCAAGAGAUACUACAUCUAG